Messenger RNA from Linum trigynum, 681 nucleotides. The record is from the annotation of a GenBank genome assembly. Lineage: Eukaryota; Viridiplantae; Streptophyta; Magnoliopsida; Malpighiales; Linaceae.
AUGGGAAAGAGAAAACAAUGUGAUGAGGAUAUGGAUGUACAGAAGGGGCAGAUCAUUGACGGCAACUGCAAGAAUGGGGCUUAUAAGCAGUUAAAGAAGCUGUUGCAGGAAAGAGUGCCGGGAUGUAGGGUCAAGGCAUAUCCUAACAUUGAAGGAAGGUUCAAAAAAAUGAAGAAGAGAUGGCAUGAAAUAACAUUUAUGAGAAAACAAAGUGGUUGGGGAUGGGACGAGGUCAAUAAAUGCAUUGUAUGUCCCGAGGGAUCUUGGGAUGAGUUUGAGAAGAAGCACACAAGCUGCAGAGGGUUGAACAAGAAAAGAUUUCUCGUCUACGAUGACUUAGCACCGAUUUUUUGCAAAGCGCGUGCAAGUGAAAUGGAUGAUGUGUUGAUGGAGGAAAUACAAGCAGAAAUGGCAGCACAGAAUAAUCAAUCUGCCAGUGUUACUGCUUCAACCAAUGGUGCUCUAAUUAAGAAGAGAAAGAAAACACUCGGGGAGAGCGAUGAUCUCAUUAGCAAGAGAUUGAAUCUGCUGAGGAAGCUGGAAGAACUUGGAGGCCUCACAACAACUGAUGUCAUCACUGCAUUGCGGAAGCUCUCUAACAAUGAUAGGGACCUGGUGACAUUCUAUUCGUUGGAGACGGAUGAAUAUAAGAUGGCUUUUGUUAGAGGAUUGCUUGGAUAA